AUGUCGCAAGCUACCAGCAGCAAUGACGGCUCGGUCUCUCCAGAGCUCCGAGAGAAGAUGAAGGGGCUCGCGAAGGUCCUCUUUCCUCGGUGGUCCGAAGUUUGUGAUUUGACCUGGAAGAUUGGAGCCAUCCAAGAUGAGCGAGUUCGCCUCCUCAUGACAGAGGUAUAUCCUUGUCCGAUCUUUCGAGACAUUCGCUAA
This is a messenger RNA of Cadophora gregata, 201 nucleotides long. RefSeq lists its product as uncharacterized. NCBI's taxonomy places the organism in Eukaryota, Fungi, Ascomycota, Leotiomycetes, Helotiales, Ploettnerulaceae. The transcript has a single exon. Bases 1 to 201 code for a protein of 66 amino acids. The record is from RefSeq and is a predicted model, not a curated record.